This is a messenger RNA of Zingiber officinale, 728 nucleotides long. Its product is annotated as NDR1/HIN1-like protein 13. The transcript has a single exon. NCBI's taxonomy places the organism in Eukaryota, Viridiplantae, Streptophyta, Magnoliopsida, Zingiberales, Zingiberaceae. Gene Ontology annotation, biological process: defense response to other organism. The record is from RefSeq and is a predicted model, not a curated record. The coding region runs from base 5 to 628 and encodes 207 amino acids.
UGCAAUGGCAGUCUUUCUACGAGAUCGAGCCCAGUCGACCUCGCGUCGUGUGCUCAAGAGCCUCACGAGCCGGUUUGUCAAGUGCCUCUGCUCCGUCGUCCUCUUGCUCCUCCUCGUCGCCGGCGUUAUCCUCUUCGUUCUCUGGCUCAGCCUCCGCCCGCACCGCCCCCGGUUUCACCUCGCGGCCUUCUCGGCGCCCGGCGUGGCCGAACCGGCUGGUCUGGCAGACUUAGCUUUCUCUUUUAACGUCACGGACCGGAACCCGAACCAGAAGAUCGGGAUUUACUACGGCGCGAUGUCCGGUUCGGUCUACUACCAGGACCGGCAGGUGGCGUCAGGGCCGGUGAUGCUCCCGUUCUAUCAGCCACCUAAGAACACGACGGUGAUCGCCGGCAAGAUUGUCGGCACGACGAUCCCGUCUGGCAGCGCGAUGGCAGCUCAAUUGGUGGGAGAAGCGGCGGCCGGACGGGUGGAGCUCCGGCUGGAGUUGAGCUCUAUCGUACGGUUCAAGGUGAGGGUGUGGGACACGCGACACCAUAAUUUGCACGUGCAGUGCAAUCUGGUGGUGGGAUCGGACGGCGAGAUUUUGCCUGAGUCGAAGGGCAUUAGAUGCUCUAUUUAUUUCUGAUUUAGAUUGAAAUUGGUAGCAUGGAUUUAUUUUCUUUCACUAAUUAGUGUUCUAAUUAAAUUAUAAUGUAGAAGAGAAAUAUUGAAUUGUUAUAAAUGAU